Messenger RNA from Selaginella moellendorffii, 1549 nucleotides. RefSeq names its product auxin transporter protein 1. Lineage: Eukaryota; Viridiplantae; Streptophyta; Lycopodiopsida; Selaginellales; Selaginellaceae. Bases 107 to 1450 code for a protein of 447 amino acids. Gene Ontology annotation, cellular component: plasma membrane. The record is from RefSeq and is a predicted model, not a curated record. The transcript has 8 exons.
UUGAGCGGCCUUUAUUGACUAGGAAUGAUAUGAGUGCGCUUGUUUGUGAGAGAAUUCUCUUCCAGGGCAAAGCCACUGUUGUUCUCUUCAGAUCUUUCCAAUUCCAAUGUGGAGGCACAGCAGGAGGCUCACUAGAAUUGCAAGCACAAUCUUGAAUGGGAGCUCUGUCAUUGAUGCUUGGUUCAAUGCUACAUCUUACCAGGUUGGGCAAGUUCUUCUCACGCUCCCCAAUUCAUUUGCUCAGCUGGGAUUAGUCUCUGGCAUUCUUUUCCAGCUCUUCUAUGGAACCCUUGGGGCAUGGGCUUGCUACAUGACAACUUGGCUGUAUAUGAACUACAGGAAGAGAUUUGAAAGAGAAGCUCUGUACAGUGACAAGCAUGAAAUUCAGUGGUAUGAAGUUUUAGAUGGGCUUCUUGGUACAUUUUGGAAGUACCUUGGCUUGAUAUUUAACACUGGCCUCCAGGUGUUGCAAAGUGCUAUCACACUUAUAGGAGCAUCCAACCUUGCCCAUAUCCUCAAUGAUCGUCUAGACAAGCGAUCAUGGACUGUGGUGCUCGGAGCUUGCGUUAUACCCAGUAUUUUGAUCCCCAGAGCUCAAAACUACAGAGUAUUAUCUUCUGUUGGUAUUGUAAUGACUACUUACACUGCUUGGUACAUGGUUUUAGCUUCCAUUUUCCAAGGAAAGGAUGGCCCUGUGAAACACAAUGCUCCACACUCCUCUCUAGACUACUUCUUGGGAGCUUCCAACAUCUUAUACGCGUUUGGAGGCCAUGGAUUGACAAUCGAGCUCACCCAUGCCAUGAAGAAGCCACAAAAAUUUAAGGAGAUUUACCUCUACGCGGUUCUCUACAUAUGGACUCUCACUUUGCCUUCGGCCAUCGCGGUUUACUGGACGUAUGGAGAGGAGAUGCUCCAGCACUCAUACGCUCUCACCAGGUUCCACAAGUCCAAGUACCGUGACGUAGCCAUAGUUCUCAUGAUCAUCCACCAGGCGAGAAGAAAGAACUUUUUCGUCCAGUUUGGCUUCUCGGUGCUUCCGAUCUAUCUUACGUGGGAGAAGUUUUGCGGGAUACACUCGUUGCCAGGACGAUACUUGCUCAAAUCCGCCGCGAGAUUGCCAGUCGUGAUACUGGUCUGGCUCGUCGCGCUGAUGAUUCCCUUCAUUGGCGUUAUCAAUAUAGUGGCGGCUGCUUUCUUCACGAGCUUUACGAUCUACAUUGUCCCGUGCGUGGCUUUCAUGGUUUAUCACAGAAGUACUUCUGCGCGAAAGGAGUCCAAAGAGGGGCCUCCUUUCUGGCUGCCGAGCUGGAUAUGGAUAUAUGCAAUCAACGUCGGUGUUGUUGUCUGGAUACUUGUAAUCGGUGUUGGAUUCGGAGCCUGGGCUGGCGUGAGAAAUCUACGAAGGAAAUUCCACCUGUUUGGAUUUUUUACCCGAUGUUACGAAUGCUGAAUCGAAGACAUAGUGUACGCAUAUAUAAGAAUCGUCGGCAAUGAUCCUUGAGCUGAUAAGAACACCGAUCAGAAACUCAUUGAGUCGUGCCUGUGAAAA